GUGUCCAGGGUCAGCAGCCCAGAGGCGGAAAGGCGCCGCUCCCGCAGCUGGGUGGCACCGAUUGCCAAGUGGGGCGGGGGUCGCGGUGCAGCCCUGGCAGGGACGCGUGCGCGGCUCGGGAACACAGGGAGACGCAGGGCCUGCGGCGGACGCUGUGUGUGUCCCCCGGAUUCGGGCAGGAUGAAGCCCGCGGCCCCUCGCCGCCUGCUCCUGUGCGCCGUGUGCCUGGCGCUGUGCUGCGUGGGCGGCGCGCGCGAGUCCUGGACCAGGGGCAACCACGAGUGGAAAAAGCUAAUUAUGGUUCACCACUGGCCUGUAACAGUGUGCAAGGAAGUUGAAAAGGACUGCCGAGACCCUCCUGACUACUGGACCAUACACGGACUAUGGCCUGACAAAGCAGAGGAGUGCAACAGAUCCUGGCACUUUAAUUUCCAAGAGAUUAAGGACCUUCUGCCAGAAAUGAAGAUGUACUGGCCUGAUGUCCUCCAUCCGCAAAAUCGCAGCCAUUUCUGGGCGCACGAGUGGGAGAAGCACGGCACGUGCGCGGCGCAGGUGGACGCCCUCAGCUCUCAGAAGAAAUACUUCGGGGGAGGCCUGGAUCUGUACCAGGAGCUGGCGCUGAACAGCAUGCUCCAAAAAUUGGGAAUAAAGCCAUCUAUCAAUUACUACCAGGUGUCAGACAUUAAAGACGCCCUUGCCAGCGUGUACGGAGUCAUCCCUAAAGUCCAGUGUCUUCCGCCAAAAUCGGGUGAGGAGGUGCAGACGAUCGGCCAGAUAGAGCUGUGUUUCACCAAGGAGCUGAAGCCGCAGAACUGCACGGAGCCCGGGGAGCCCGUGGAGCCUGCGUCCCAACGGCCUGGGGCAGGGGCGGCCGGGGGCCCGGGGCUGGAGGUCUGUGAGGACGGCCCCGUCUUCUACCCCCCACCCGACGGGACGGCUCACUGACCCCCGCUCCGGAAACACUGUCUAAACGCAGGAGAAAUUCACAAACCGCCUUGUCAACAAGCAGCCCCGACGUGAAACUGUUCUCAACUGGAAGCCGCCCGUCUGUCUUCCCGUCUUGGCGUCCGGGAGCAGAUCCCGCGGGCCCGUAAGCUGGGUGCGUUGUGGGGACCCUGAAGGGAAGGAAGUGCCUCAGGCCUUGGCCGCUGCUGGGCGGCUGGAAUAAUAAAGGAUACAGAUUUUCCUUGUUU
This is a messenger RNA of Hyaena hyaena (striped hyena), 1193 nucleotides long. It is a transcript of the gene RNASET2, whose product is annotated as ribonuclease T2. Gene Ontology annotation, molecular function: ribonuclease T2 activity; RNA binding. The record is from RefSeq and is a predicted model, not a curated record. The transcript has 10 exons. Bases 181 to 945 code for a protein of 254 amino acids. NCBI's taxonomy places the organism in Eukaryota, Metazoa, Chordata, Mammalia, Carnivora, Hyaenidae. Gene Ontology annotation, cellular component: extracellular region. Gene Ontology annotation, biological process: RNA catabolic process.